Cuscuta campestris is the source of this 1748-nucleotide messenger RNA. NCBI's taxonomy places the organism in Eukaryota, Viridiplantae, Streptophyta, Magnoliopsida, Solanales, Convolvulaceae. The record is from the annotation of a GenBank genome assembly.
CCACACAGUCCACACACAAACACACACACACAUUUCAUCAACUACUCUCAGCUCACUUAGAGAUCAGAGUAAUGAAACAAAUCAACACUAUUCUCCUCAGAUUCAUUAUACUCAUACUCACCAGUUGUGGUGGCAUUGACAAAAGUAGCCUUUGUUCUACCUACCCUUCCCCUGCCCUUCAUGAAUCAAAUGGCAGCAGCCUCCCAUCAUCACUAAGGGGUGCCCUAAAACUGGAGGGGUACCUUAGCUUUGACAACAUUGAGCAUGCAGCAAAAGACUUUGGGAACACUCACCAUUUCCUUCCAUCAGCAGUGUUAUAUCCCAAAUCAGCUUCUGACAUCUCUUCCUUGAUCCAAUACAUUUCUGGUACGGAGCUGACUGUCGCAGCGAGGGGGCGUGGACACUCGCUGCAAGGGCAGUCGCAGGCUAACAAUGGUGUGGUGGUCCACAUGGAAUCCCUUCGCGCCCCGAGAAUGUGUUUCCAGACAGUGGGGGACAGCCCCUAUGUUGAUGCCUCAGCUGGGGAGCUUUGGAUAAACCUGCUGCAUGAGAGUCUUAAACAUGGGCUUUCACCAAAAUCUUGGACUGAUUAUCUUCAUCUGUCCAUUGGGGGCACUCUCUCUAAUGCUGGGAUUAGCGGCCAAGCGUUCCGGCAUGGGCCCCAGAUCAACAAUGUUUAUCAACUUGAGGUUGUCACAGGCAGAGGAGAAAAAAUGACUUGUUCAGAGGAACAGAACACUGACCUGUUCAAUGCCACACUCGGAGGAUUAGGACAAUUUGGUGUCAUUACCAGAGCAAGAAUUGCCCUUGAACCCGCACCCAAGAUGGUUAAGUGGGCCAGGGUCUUGUAUUCAGAUUUUGCCAAAUUUUGCAAGGACCAAGAGGCCCUCAUAUCAUCUAAAGAUCCUUUUGAUUAUGUUGAAGGGUUUGUGGUCAUAAAUAGAACUGGCCUGGUUAAUAAUUGGAGGUCAAUUUUUAAUCCUAAAGAUCCAGUUCAAGCCAGCAAGUUCAGUUCUGAAGGAAAAACACUCUUCUGCUUAGAGGUUGCCAAGUACUUCAACCAAGAGGAGGGCGGUUUUAUUAGAAAGAAAAUUGACACCCUUCUGUCAAAGCUGAACUACAUCCCUUCAACACUCUUCCUUACAGAAGUUCCUUAUAAGGACUUUCUGGAUAGAGUGCACACCUCAGAGAUGAAACUCCGAGAAAAAGGACUGUGGGAAGUCCCUCAUCCAUGGCUAAAUCUUAUGAUUCCGAAGACCAAAAUCCAUGCCUUCGCUAAAGAGGUUUUUGGAAACAUUGUCACGGACACCAGCAAUGGCCCCAUCCUCAUUUACCCAAUCGAUAAGUCUAAGUGGAGAAAGGGGACAUCACUGGUUACUCCAGAGGAGAAUGUUUUCUACCUUGUAGCAUUCUUGAGCUCUGCAAUCCCAUUAUCUACCGGGAAAGAUGGACUGCAACACAUAAUUUCACAGAACAGAAGAAUUUUAGAUUUCUGCAGAAGGGACAAGAUAGGGAUGAAACAAUACUUGCCCCAUUACAGCACUACUGAGGAGUGGAAAGCUCAUUUUGGCAGUCAGUGGGAGGCAUUUGUCAGAAGAAAAUCCCUUUACGACCCCUUGGCUAUUCUGGCUCCUGGUCACAGAAUUUUCAGAAGAGUGACACUUCAACAACAAUCAUGAGUGACUCUAGUCAUAAAUAACUUAAUGCACAUAUAUGUUAGCAUAUAAGAAUAGAUAUACUUAAUCUAU